Messenger RNA from Microtus oregoni (creeping vole), 1175 nucleotides. RefSeq names its product gastrin releasing peptide receptor (gene Grpr). The record is from RefSeq and is a predicted model, not a curated record. The transcript has 4 exons. NCBI's taxonomy places the organism in Eukaryota, Metazoa, Chordata, Mammalia, Rodentia, Cricetidae. Gene Ontology annotation, cellular component: membrane. Bases 1 to 1158 code for a protein of 385 amino acids. Gene Ontology annotation, biological process: G protein-coupled receptor signaling pathway. Gene Ontology annotation, molecular function: G protein-coupled peptide receptor activity.
AUGGCUCUGAACAAUUGUUCCCACCUGAACUUGGAAGUGGACUCUUUCCUGUACUGCAACAACACCUUCAAUCAAAGUCUGAAUACCCCCAAGAUGGACAACUGGUUCCACCCGGGAAUCAUUUAUAUCAUUCCUGCAGUUUAUGGGAUUAUCAUCGUGAUAGGCCUCGUUGGCAACAUCACCUUGAUCAAGAUCUUCUGUACAGUCAAGUCCAUGCGAAAUGUGCCGAACCUGUUCAUCUCUAGCCUGGCUUUGGGAGACCUGCUGCUGCUGGUAACGUGUGCCCCUGUGGAUGCCAGCAAGUACCUGGCUGACAGAUGGCUUUUUGGCAGGAUCGGUUGCAAACUGAUCCCCUUUAUCCAGCUUACCUCAGUGGGGGUGUCUGUCUUCACACUUACGGCACUGUCCGCAGACAGGUACAAAGCCAUUGUCCGGCCAAUGGAUAUCCAGGCAUCACAUGCCCUGAUGAAGAUCUGUCUCAAAGCUGCCUUGAUCUGGAUCAUCUCGAUGCUGUUGGCCAUUCCAGAGGCUGUGUUUUCUGACCUCCAUCCCUUCCAUGUGAAAGAUACCAACCAAACCUUCAUUAGUUGUGCCCCCUACCCACACUCUAAUGAGCUGCACCCCAAAAUCCACUCUAUGGCUUCCUUUCUGGUUUUCUACAUUAUCCCACUGUCAAUCAUCUCUGUUUACUACUACUUCAUUGCCCGAAAUCUGAUUCAGAGCGCCUACAAUCUUCCCGUGGAAGGCAAUAUACAUGUCAAGAAACAGAUCGAAUCCCGGAAGCGACUUGCCAAGACAGUACUGUUGGUGUUUGUGGGCCUCUUUGCCUUCUGCUGGCUCCCCAAUCAUGUCAUCUACCUGUACCGCUCCUACCACUACUCUGAGGUGGACACAUCCAUGCUCCACUUUGUCACCAGCAUCUGUGCCCGCCUCCUAGCAUUCACCAACUCCUGUGUGAACCCCUUUGCCCUCUAUCUCCUGAGCAAGAGUUUCAGGAAGCAGUUCAACACUCAGCUCCUCUGCUGCCAGCCUGGCCUGAUGAACCGCUCCCACAGCACUGGCAGAAGUACCACCUGCAUGACCUCCUUCAAGAGCACCAACCCCUCGGCCACCUUCAGCCUCAUCAACGGAAACAUCUGUCAUGAGGGGUACGUCUAGACUAACCCUUCAACCUU